Rotaria socialis is the source of this 1377-nucleotide messenger RNA. NCBI's taxonomy places the organism in Eukaryota, Metazoa, Rotifera, Eurotatoria, Philodinida, Philodinidae. The record is from the annotation of a GenBank genome assembly.
AUGAUUUCGUAUCCACUGCGUGAAUAUAUUUCAUCAAAAAAAAAUGAUGAUUAUCGUCAAUCUUUUUCUUCAUCAAAUUAUUCAUCAACUAAAACAAAAAAUUAUUCAGAAAACACCUACACUAAUCGUUUUCUAUAUUUUGUUAUUUUUGUUAUUCUAUUGUUAAUUAUUUGUUUUAUCUAUUCAUAUUAUUCGUUUAUUGAUCCGACUUGUUUUAAUAGAGAAUGUUCAGAUUUUGUGUGCAAAGCUUAUUCAGAUGGUUUAAUCGGUGGUCAAUUAUGUCCUGAUUUAUGUACAACAAAAUCUAUUCUAUUAGAAAAUUGUUUAGGUGAACAUAAACAAUUGCGAUCAAGACUGUUUGAUGAUAUCGAAGGAAAUCAGGUUAUACGUUGUUAUUUGAAAUAUCCAUUAAGUAAACCAAGUCCAUCAAGAGAUUUAAAAGAAUAUUUUAAUUAUCCUGAAGAUGAAUCAACACUUGAUAGAUUUUAUAUUUCACUUGAAAAACAUAUUCAAAAAACAAUCAAAUUAGACAAUCCACAUUUUCUAAUUCAAGAUCUACUUAAAUUUGCUGAUUUCAAUAAAGAUGAUAAAAUAAGUUUAUCUGAAGCACGUAGUCUUUGGUCACUUAUACAAAUAGAUGAAUUUGUUUAUACAAUAUUAUUAUCAGAUAAAGCUUAUGCACCUAAAAUUCGUGGAACAUGUGGACAUAUUUUUGCUCUUGACAAAGUUAUUAAUCAGAAUUUACCAUUUGAUGAAAAACAAGAAUUGUAUUCCUCAUCUGAACGACCGAAUUGGUAUCAACGAGUACGAUUAGCAGUUGGAAUAAUUGAAUUUUUUAGUGAUACUUGGCAUUAUCAAGAUACAGAUCAACAUUUAUAUUUAUGUCAACCUUUAAUUAAAUCGUUUGGCUAUGAUAAAGAUUAUGAAUCAAAAAUAUUAAAAUUAAAUCAUUUAAUCUCAUCAAGAUCAAUAUUAUAUCGUCUUCCAAACCGUUGUCAUGAUAAUCGAGAUUGUUUAUAUGAUUCAUAUUGUAAUGCAUGGUGUAAUACAUCAAUAAAUAGUUGUCAAAUGAAAGAAUUUAAUGAAAAUUCUUUAAAUGAGUUAUGUUCAUUAAUAUCAUCGCUAGUUAGAUCUGAUGCAAAUAUAACAUUUAUUGAAAAUUUUAAUCCUCUUAUUGAACAAUGUCAACAAAUAAUUAAUGAUGAAAGUAUAUUUGACAAUAAUCAAAUUGAUUUAAUAUCGUUACAAAUUCGACAAAAUCUUAUUUUACAAAAUUUAAAAAAUCUUCUCUGGGCAAAUAUUGAAUAUCAAAUGAAUAAAAUAACAAAAAAAACAACUAAAAAGCCCUCAUCUUUAUCUACUCAUGCAGUUAAAUAG